This is a messenger RNA of Onychostoma macrolepis, 4987 nucleotides long. RefSeq names its product PHD finger protein 21B (gene phf21b). The record is from RefSeq and is a predicted model, not a curated record. The transcript has 13 exons. NCBI's taxonomy places the organism in Eukaryota, Metazoa, Chordata, Actinopteri, Cypriniformes, Cyprinidae. Bases 352 to 1992 code for a protein of 546 amino acids.
GGCAAAGUGAAAUCAAGCCGCGCGCUCGGACAAAAUAUAGUCCCCCAUUUUCAACUCAAAGUCUUAAAAAUAAAGCCGUGCGUAUCGGAUAUGUCGGAUAGGCUUUUGCCGUGUGGAUGUCGGAGUGGAUCUAUGUGACUGCUGAAAUCUUUAGCUCGCCUUUUGAGCACUUUUGUUUAUACUGGCGUAAAGUGGGUGAUGAGUCUUACGGCCAGUAAAGAAGCGAGAACUUGCUGUGCAGCCCGAGUAGUUCUUGCGAUUGUUAUUGUUGCUUUAAAAAAUAUUUUUAUUACGCCACAAAUAACGCGGAUCGCGUCGAAAGUGGGGGAAAAGUGCUUCUGAAGUCGGAAUAUGGAGCUACAAGGCCUUCAAGAAGCAUUGAAAGUAGAAGUCCAAUGUCAUCAGAAGCUCGCCGUCAGAAGUUGUCCUGUGGGGACAACCGCCAAACCCCUCGCCCUCAUCAAGCCGCCCAGCCAGAGCAUCGCCAUCUCUGUGGUGCCAGCAAAGACUCCCGUUUCCAUGGUGACGGCACACAUUAAUGGACAAAAGGCGUUGAGUUCUGAGACGCUCCAGACGUCCCCCAUCAACCUCCAAACACCCGCCGGACAGCACAUCAGCCGCUCACAGAUGUUGGGAGCCCUCACUGCGAUCCCGAUAAAGGUGCCUCACAUCAGCUCUCUACAGCGGCUGGCAGGACACUCACCCAGUGUGCUACCUCAGGUCAGGCCAAAGACUCUCAUUCCAGACAGCCUUCCCCACAGCCCAUGCCGAGAGCAGCAGUCCGGUCAAACACUGGCCGUGCCGCAGAGCAUGGCUGUGGUCAGCCCAAAGAGCCAAGGCGCAUCUUUGCCAACUGCCAACAGCACCUUCAGUCAUGAGAGACUGUACAUCGGGCAGGAAGAGAGUUCCUCUUUGCCCUCAUCUGCACCGAGCACGUCCACAGCCUCAGCAAGUCCAGGGGUGGCUUACGCCAUCAUCUCAGCAGCCUCGCCUGUAGCCCAUGGGGUGUCAGGAGUUACCGAGGCCAUUAAGGUGCAACCGCUGAUUUUCAGCCCUGACAGCAAGGUUAUAAUCAUUCAGCCCCAGAUUCCCAGCAACUCCAAGAGUUCUCCAGCCUCACAAACUAACAGUCCUGUGAAGAAACCAAGCCCUGUCCCCUCAACCCCAGCCAAAAAGGAGGAGGAUCCAGAGAAAAUUGCCUUCAUGGUCGCACUAGGCCUGGUCACCACAGAACACUUGGAAGAGAUCCAAAGUAAACGGCAGGAGAGAAAAAGGCGAAGCACGGCUAACCCUGCAUACAGCGGACUGUUUGAACCAGAGCGCAAACGACUUGCCUCCAAUUACCUGAACAGUGCGAUGUUCCUGUCGGCGAGAGACUCUGAGGAGCUCUGCUGGAAGGAGGAGCUGCAGCAUGAUGAUCACUGUGCAGUGUGUAAACAGGAAGGAGAUCUUCAUCCCUGCCACACUUGUACCCGCGCCUACCACCCCGACUGCCUGCAUCCACCUCUCAAAACUGCCACCAGGGGCAUAUGGAUGUGCCCCAAGUGCCAGAAGAAAGUUUUGAACAAAGAGAACUUGUCAUGGCCACAGAACUUCAUCCAGUCGUAUGUUACACAUAAAACAGUGAGAGAGGAGGAACGCAGGAAGCUAAUGAGGAGAAACACUGAGCUGAAACUUGAGUGUGAACAUCUGAGUGAAGAGGACAAGAGACUCUGUGAUUCUCUCUCGAAAUGCAUUGAGCUGAAGGGGCGUCUUUUGGGUCAGCAGCGGGAGACUCAGACGUCCCUUGAGCGUCUCAAGAGUCUGAUCCGACUCAUCCAGCGUGACCAGAUGAUCCAAGUAACUAUGACGGCCACCACCACCACCGGAGCAUCGCUGCUCUCGCUGCCGUGGAUCAAAGCCACGGGCAGCAGCACCAGCACCACGGCGCCCACAGCUGGCUCCUCCGCAGUACUGCACAAAACCACACUUCAGCCGCAAGGCAACAACUGACCCCGAGCCCACACAAACACGCAGAACAGCUCUCUACAAGACCACCGAACGUCUUUGUAAAGAGACACGGACGGUGAUAUCCAACCAACGUGCAUUUUCUUCUGGUAACGUCUUACCAUAAAAUAAUGGAAAAUUUUGAAAAAAAAAAAAAAAGUUAAAAAGAAAUUAUGAGCGUCACUCAAUUCAUAAGUAUUUUUUAAAGCCAACACACAGUGCUCACAAGAUUUUUUUUUUAUUCACUGUUUUUUAACGUGUUAUUUUUCUUGGCCUUAAUGUAUUUUAUGACUAGAUUACGAUGCUGUUGCAAAUAUAUGAAAUAAGUAUUCUACAUAGUUAGAAACAUUUCUUUUUAUGCUUUGCAUUUUUUUUUUACUGGGGUUUGGUGUGUGUGCGUAUCGGGGGGAAUAAUCGUUCGCGUUUAGUUAUUGAGAAGGUUAGUGUAGUUAUAGUUGAAGACAAGCGACAUAUGAAAUGGAGAGCACUGUACAUUGGUAUAUCGGAAUAAACGUUUGUUUUCAGUUUUUGAGGAACAAUGUUUGCCAUAAUAAUUCAGGUUAAAGCGAGACAGGGAAAUGUUUUCGUUUUGUUCAUUUUGUGUGUACCUGCGAGCAUACAAACAAAAAACAAACAAACAAACAACAACAUGUGAUAAUUUUUCAGUAUUAAUAGAGAGAAAAGAACAAAGUAUUUAAGAUAACAACAGAAUUUAGCCUUUUUAGUGAAGAAUUUAGUAUUUUCAUGCUGAUGCCUGUUAAUGAUUUCAAAUAAGUAUUGGAGAGAGGGAUCUUUGUACAUAUAUGAUUUUUAUUUUAUUUCGGCUGUCCCAACAACACAAACGAAAAGGCCAUUUGAGUUCUUUGAGUGCCUGAUCCCGGAAUCCAAAAACUUAUGUUUUGUCUCCCCACUAUAUAAAAUAUGCCAAAAACCCUUGAGUGUUUUUGUACCGUUAACUGUUUAAUGUUUUCAUCUCAUCUUGCUCUCUUGUCUAAAGUGUUUAAAUGUUUUCAUUUUCUUAUUUCACAUCACUCCAGGAUUAUCACAAGUUGCAUUAUUAUUAUUCUUUUUUAUUCAUAUUUUUAAAAGUUAGAAGUGAACACUGCCUGAUGAAUAAAAGUAAAGAAUUCAUAUCUAAAAAAGUCGAUGGAGAAAAAUAGGAAAUGAUUUGAAUGCUACUUCAAGUUUGGAAAGUUUAGCAUGUUCAUUUGAAUGGUUUGUCUUCCUCUGUGGUUCGAAAAACAAACGCCGCAUCCCUGAUGAAAGAAAUAAGUCGCACACGGUUAACGACAGCACUAUCGUUCUCUACAAAGGAUAUUUCAUUAAAAAAACAAACAUUAGUCUUAGUUUUGAUUUAGUGUUAAAUAAGAAAUCCCAUCAUUGAUAUAUAUGUAUACCUUUAAGGGCUAACAGACUUGUAUUUAACCACAUUUGGAGUAAAAUUAGAUUUUUCUUUCUUCCGUUUAAAAGGAAUAUCUACUGAAUUCAUAUGCAGCUUAAUUCGGAUGUUACAUUUGGUAGCAUCUGUAAAUAGCUUUUUUGUGUAACAUUUUCUAUGAAGUCUGUAUAUGUAAUGUAAUAUUAUGUGGUAACAUUUCAGUCAGGAUCUAUAUGUUAACAUAUGCUAUUGCAUUGCAUUAACUUUAAAAAGCUUGCAAUUAACAGUAUUAUUACAGCAUUUAUUAAUCUUUGUUAUUUAUUUCAUUUAUAAAUAUAUAAUUGUUCAUUGUUAGUUCCUAAUGUUAAACUCUAUCUGGAAUUAAACUAAUUUAUAGACACUAUAAAUUAUAUUACAGAUUAGAAAUUCAAAACAAACCAAUAUUGAUAAAUGUUGUAAAAAAGGUGUUAUUGUCAAAUUAUUUUAUAAUAAAUAAAUAAAUAUGACCACAGUUAUAAUAUUCUAAUAUUUAUUAAUGGUCAGUACAACACAUUAAAAUGAGAUCAAGACCGUUGCUAUUUUGUGUUAGGUAUUUAAAAGGUAUAACCCUAAGUAUGUAUAGUAAAUAUUACAAUACAUGAAGCAUUAUUUAUACAGACGUCAUAAAAAGUGUUUGUUUGUUUUUUUACUUUGAGGUCCUGUAUUAUCAUAUUCAGAAUGUAACUUAAUGCAUAUCAUCUAUUGUUUCAUAACAGUCGCUCCUGCUAAGUAAUGCAUUGAGAUCAGUAAAAACAAUUCUUGGCAAGCAUCUUUCGUGUUUUCCAUUAAACAAAAACAAAAAGUAAACAUCCCUAAUUUACUUAAUACUUGUUUUCAGAAAAUAAUUUCUUGAAAUAAUUGUUUUUUUUUUAUUUUAUUUUAUUUUUUUAAGUAAAUUAGUCUUGCUCUACAGAUGUUUACAUGUUUUUUUAUUGGUAAACAAGACAAUGCUGAUUGAGAAAAUGACAGCAUAUGGCAGGGCAGUGGGAUGUGACGUUAAUAUCAGCCCUUUCCAUGAAUACUAUAGGUUUAUUUAUUUUAAUAGUUUUUAAUUUUUUUUGUAUUUAAUAAAAAAAAAAAAAAAAAAAAAAAUUUAAUUAAAGUAUAUCUGUGCUCUGUUCUUCAUAUCACUUCCAUCUACAUUGCGGCACGUCCCUGAUUUCUGUUCACCCGUUGUCGCCCAUGUUCCAGAUAUCCUCUCCGGGAGAAACUGUGCAGUGCUUAUACAGAUCUAUUUUACUACACUCAACACUACGUUGAACAAAAAUCAAAUUAUAUUCUUUUAUCAAUGAACAAAUGAGGGAAGACAAAAAAAUGACAAUUUUUUUAUUGUUUGCUAAUUAUGCAUUUUGACUUAGCUUGCAAUACGUGAUGUGUCCUUUUGCAAUGGAGAAGGAAGCAAAGCGAAGUGGAUAAGACAACACAGAGGUGUUUAGCUAGAUGUCUUUGGACUGUGUUUUUCUUUGUCAUUCUGAAGGGGACUGUCCAGUGGAUAGUACAUAUAGAAGAGUGUUUGUCUUACAUAUGCCAAUGUAGUUUUUACAUCAUCUUAUGAUCUAUUAAAGUUGAUUGGAAGUUCAUCAA